AGGAUUCCCCCCGCCUCCCUCCUUGCCCUACGCUGCUGGCCGAGCCAUGGCCUCUCGGGCGCGCGAGUACGUUGCCCUGUUCUCCGCCGGGGUCGCCGGCACUGCCGUGGGAGGCGCCCUCGCGGCCGCCUGGCUGGCGCGGCGGCAGCGGCGCGCGGCUGGCGGCGGGGCAUUCCUGGCGGAGCAGUCCCGAGGUGUGGAUGAUACUGACGUUGUGUGCGAACCAUGCGAAGCAAAGUCGCUGGACGGUGUUCCUGUAACUGGAGUUCCCCUUGGAGUAGACCCUUAUUCGCCAGCGAAGAGACAAGGGGCAUUGUCUUGGGAUGAUUAUUUCAUGGCGUUGGCAUUCCUGUCGGCACAGCGCAGCAAAGAUCCAAACAAGCAGGUCUUGCCCAGCAGCACCUUCAGGAAUAACCUAGAUGAUGUCAUAUUGUACGUACAUGAUAGGAAGACGGGUGUGUAUGAGCGAGCACGGAGGUAACACAGCUUCACAGUUGCAUUAUUUGCAGUGCGACGCCCAGUCCAGGGCCAUCAGGGGCAUGUGGUUCUUAAACGUUCGGCAUCGUGCCAGGAUAGGUUCCCGUAAGUGGCCCCAUUGGCGACCGCGCCAGCUCGGUUGCACCUAACGCUGGAUGUUCGUAUUAGGUCGGUAUGUCUCCCGAUUUCAUUCGGACAGAAUUGCGAAGAAUGGGUUCUGCUCGCGAGCGAGGUCGGUGCGUGUAUCGUUAGCCGCUGCAACAUCAUCCUCUCUAUAGGCUGCUGGCGUUCCCCAUCAGUGAGAGCACGCUGGGAAUGAAAAGAGGCUUGUGUACAUGGCCCAGGUUAUGAAGUAAUCUGAUCGUUCGGUCAGGGAGCUAUCGGCAUUCAAUUUGCUUUGCCACAUGGACAAACGUAUGUUACGAGUGGUACCUUCUAUGUGCGUACGAACUUUAUGGGGAAACAUUGCUUCGCUCCUCGCCAGCAUCAUGGCUGCAGCUUCCUUGCACUCGACUUCGGGGUCGGGGAUGCCUGACAGUCGGAAGGAAAGGAGGAGGAAGAAGCGGAGGAUUGGCCCUUCGCCCUGUAUAGCUGGCGCUCGCUAUGCUGGAUGAGCCGUAUACCAACGCAUGUCGAGGAUGAGGAGGAGAUGGGUCUGCAGGUCGGUCCGCCCAUUGAGGGAACCACGUCAUAUUGUUCAUGAUGGCGACGAGAUAGCAGACGUUCCAUGUUCGCACAGAGAGUGUGCACCGAAGCGGAUGCCCUUCUCGAUCCGAUCUGCGAGUGCGCUGGGAAUACGCGCAGGCACAUUAAUGUUGAGAUAGCGAGACUGAGAGAGAGAAGGAGAAGCCAAACUGAAGCAAUGUACGGAGACCUCUAUACAUAUAACCGAG
This is a messenger RNA of Prorocentrum cordatum, 1370 nucleotides long. Lineage: Eukaryota; Dinophyceae; Prorocentrales; Prorocentraceae. The record is from the annotation of a GenBank genome assembly.